CCUAUGUGCUAAAUGAAAUGUCUGUUUGUUAAAACCACGCAGUCCAUAUCUGGCACAGGCCUUAAUCGUUGUACAAAAAGCAGGAAAAAUGCUUUAUCUGUUAUAACCAGUGCAAUGUGUAACGGUUCUCUUGAUGGCAGAGAUGUAUUUAUUUUGCUCAGUGUAAUGGGGACAAUGUCAUAUGAGAGAAACAAGACUAUGAGCAUCGAAGCAUCAAGGCAAUCAGUCAGGUUCUGAUGGUUUAUCUGUGCAUCAUUUCACUGAACGUGAAAAGCAACAAAGUUAAAGCCUUGAGAGGAAGUGCUAUUCUAGUGUGUGAUCUGCAUGAAAACAGAAGCUGUAAGGCAGUAGCUUUGAGAAGCUCAUGUUUGAUCUACCCAAAUAAAUCAACUCUGAAGGGAGGUUUUCAAACCAAAUCAUAACGUCACUCAACACAAAAACACAGAAUAACCCCAAACCACCACGUGCGCGGUAGGAAAAAUCUGACUUGACGUCAGUGUCCAUAUGAGGAUUGACGGCCGGUACAUAUAUGGUCGUUCCGCCUGUGACGUUGUUCCUUCUGUGGAAAACAAAGGCGGGGCCGUGGAGACCGCGCCCCUUUCACAGCUGUUAUCAAUGAAGAAGUGAAACUCUCAAUCUACAGCUGAUUUUAACAGAGGACAAUUCAACAAGUGCUCUCUAGAUACAUUUUUAGUAGAUUUUAAUAUCAUCACCAAAAGUAUCUUCAUCAACUGAAUUCCCACUGGAAGAAGCCUGGUUUAUUGUUGUUGCGAAGAACAACGAGUUUAUUAUUUAUUUUUUUAAAUAAUUUUGAACUCAUUCAUUUCAGUCAUGACAUCAAGCAUUGAGCCUUUGGAGAUAAGUAGCAAUGAGUUGGUUCACAUCCUGAGGACCCCCCGGGAGCAGUACACCUCUGCUGGCUGUGUGGUGCUCGACUGCAGACCGUUCCUCAACUUUUCCUUUGAGCACAUUUGCGAGUCUCGAAACGUCAACUGGAACUCAAUGCUGCGCCGUAGAUCCAAGAGCUCGGUGGUGGCUCUGGAGUGGCUCAUACCGGAUAAGGCGCUUCUGGGCCGGCUAAGGUGCGGGGACUUCUCCCCGGUAGUGGUGGUAGAUGAGAGCAGCCCCUCCGUGGCCGAGCUAAGGCCAGAGAGCGUGGCCCAGAUGCUGCUCACCGCCCUGCACAACGAAGUUCAAACGCAGAUCUGCUUUCUACAAGGUGGAUUGGAGGGAUUUUCGGAGGCCUAUCCAGAGCUCUGUUACAGCUCAGCCUUCAAUCAGCUCUCUGCAGUGGAACCAGAGCCCAUGGUGACGGGUCGUAGAACACCAGCAUAUGAUCGGGAUGGUCCGGUCGAACUGCUCCCCUUCCUGUUUUUGGGCAGUGCCAUCCACUCCUCCCGCAGAGAGACCCUCGCAGCAGCUGGCAUCACUGCUGUGCUCAACGUUUCCUCCACAUGCCCGAACUUCUAUGAGGGGGAUUUUCAGUACCUGCAGCUCAUGGUGGAGGACAAUCUGGCUGCUGACAUCAGAGCCUGCUUCUCCACCGCCAUCGCUUUCAUUGACUCGGUGAAGCAGAGUGGUGGUCGGGUGCUGGUGCAUUGCCAGGCAGGUAUCUCCCGCUCUGCCACCAUUUGUCUGGCCUACCUCAUGCAUACGCAGCGUGUCAAGCUGGAAGAGGCCUUCGACUUUGUGAAGCAACGCCGUCAGGUCAUCUCCCCCAACCUGGCCUUCAUGGGACAGCUGCUACAGUUUGAAACUGAUGUGCUGUGCCAGGGAUGAAGACCUUUUACAUGACUGUUAUUUUAUAAUGAAUUCUCCCGCCUCCUGUAGGCAUUGACUCAGAGAAAUUCAUCAGGACAAUGUACAAACUGCUUGUACUAUUGACUAGUAUAAGAUUUUAAACUUUGUACAUUCAGAGAAAAGCUACUUGUGCUGCUGGCAUCACAAGGCUGGUGAACCUGGACUUUUACUUUGAAGAGAAACUGAGAAACAGCAGAUGGUAAUAUAAAUGUGUUUUGAACAAUUGCGAUUCUGAGCCAUUAAGUUGGAGAAGCUAUCAGGUGACUUACCCGGACAUUUUGUUACUCUUUAGGGGAUAGGGCCUGCUUGUCUAAGGUGUGUUUGUGUGUUUGUAUUGUGUUUAACUUAUGUUCCUGAUCUUAUACAAAGGCUGUCUUAUUUUUAUAUUCAUUCCUUCACAAUUACGACCACUCUGACAUCAUGACCUGUCUUUAAAUGAUAACACUGUGUUAACUACUUAAGGCAAUACUGGAAGACUCUCAAGUUUAUUUGUGAAAGUUAUAGAAAUGCACUAACUUCUGUUGGUUCUGUAUCCUGAGAUAUAUUAAACUUGAUGCACUCAUGCUAGAAGAUGUUUUUUUGUCAUGUAAAUCUUGUUUUGUUUUUUUAUAUUUCAGUAUUUGUCUGACAGUGUUAGAAUUAUUACUGUCUGUUACUGCACUUUAUGUUUGACUGAUACCUGCUGUUUUUUCCAAUAAAAUGAAAACAUGUUGGAGAAUAA
Eleginops maclovinus (Patagonian blennie) is the source of this 2521-nucleotide messenger RNA. RefSeq names its product dual specificity phosphatase 2 (gene dusp2). Gene Ontology annotation, molecular function: protein tyrosine/threonine phosphatase activity; MAP kinase tyrosine phosphatase activity; MAP kinase tyrosine/serine/threonine phosphatase activity. The transcript has 4 exons. Bases 832 to 1779 code for a protein of 315 amino acids. The record is from RefSeq and is a predicted model, not a curated record. Gene Ontology annotation, biological process: endoderm formation; protein dephosphorylation; negative regulation of MAPK cascade. Lineage: Eukaryota; Metazoa; Chordata; Actinopteri; Perciformes; Eleginopidae. Gene Ontology annotation, cellular component: cytoplasm; nucleus.